Messenger RNA from Ixodes scapularis (black-legged tick), 1196 nucleotides. RefSeq names its product 6-phosphogluconolactonase. Gene Ontology annotation, molecular function: 6-phosphogluconolactonase activity. The transcript has 5 exons. The record is from RefSeq and is a predicted model, not a curated record. Gene Ontology annotation, biological process: carbohydrate metabolic process; pentose-phosphate shunt. Bases 200 to 922 code for a protein of 240 amino acids. Lineage: Eukaryota; Metazoa; Arthropoda; Arachnida; Ixodida; Ixodidae.
CUCUGACCAUUAUCCAUCCAUCCACCUGUUUGUUGCCUUGGUGAUUUGUGCGGCAUUUUCAGUUGCGGCCGUUUUCCUCCUAGUUUCGCAGGUUUUGCCAUUUUUCGCGUUACUUCCCGGUGUCUACUUCGGUCUCAAGCAUCCUUCGGGGUCUCUUCGUGUUGCGCCAAGAACGCCGAGAACCAAGUCGAGUGGCAGCAUGGCCGUCAAAGUGGUCGUCGAGGCUGACAAACCAGCGCUGCUGUCCCGUCUCCGUGUCCUGAUUCAACAAGUGGCCGACGGUGUGCCGGCCGGCCAGAAGUGGGUCAAAGUCGGCCUGUCCGGCGGCAGCCUGGUGGGCACGCUGGCGGGCGUGCUGCCCGGCGUUCGGACGGAUUGGUCCCGGUGGCGCUUCUUCUUUUGCGACGAGCGGGUGGUGCCGUUUGACGACGCCGACAGCACGUAUGGCUGCUACAAGGCGCAGCUGCUGCCCCUGCUGGGCCUCCAGGAGGAGCAGUUCGUGGUCAUCGAUCCUGCGCUCCCAGCGGGACGGGCGGCCAUGGACUACAGCAGCAAGCUGUCGGAGUACUUUGGAGAAGCCCUUCCGGAGUUUGACCUGCUUCUGCUAGGGAUGGGACCCGACGGCCACACCUGCUCCCUCUUCCCCGGACACAAGGUGCUCGAGGAGAAGAGUCGGUGGGUAGCUGAGGUGACAGACUCCCCCAAGCCUCCCCCAUGCAGGGUGACACUCACCCUUCCAGUGCUCAACAAUGCCAGGCUGGCCCUGUUUCCCAUCAGCGGCAAGGAGAAAGCAGACACUGUGCUGAAAGUGCUUCACCCUGAAGCUGGGGAGGCCCUUCUUCCAGCGGCACUGGUCAAGCCAUCCAAGGGGGAUGUUGUCUGGCUGCUCGACAGCGGAGCGGCCAGCCUUCUGCCCAAGUGAUACCGUCGGCUCGACAGUUUUUCCCGCAAAUGGCGCCAAGCUCCCUUGACAAGUGCCGCACAUGGAAUGUUGCUCAGGUCUGAAGCUGGCUCAGGGGAGCAUCUUCAUGGUGGUCAGCUUUCCAUUAUGUUUACUGCAUCAGUACUCUUACUGAUGAAUUAUUGGAAACUGUUAAAACAAGCAUUAGUUAAAAAAGAAGAAAAAAUGCAUGGGGUUUGUAUUGUGUACUAAAAUGUGAAUAUAUAAUAAACAAAAAAUUAUGGUAAACUUGCAA